Messenger RNA from Pelodiscus sinensis (Chinese soft-shelled turtle), 3970 nucleotides. The record is from RefSeq and is a predicted model, not a curated record. NCBI's taxonomy places the organism in Eukaryota, Metazoa, Chordata, Testudines, Trionychidae.
GGAAGUGAAAAGUCAAUAAAUAGUUUGUUAACCUUGUUGAGGCCUAAAAGGGGGGUAAAAAAGGGAGACUUGGAUCUGAAGAAACUCAGAGCUACUGCAAGAGAAGGAUCAACCCUAGGAAAUAAGCAGCAGAGGGGUUUCCCUGAAAUUAAACCUGUGGAAGGCCCCUGAAAUCCAGGAGAGAGGUGAAGCUGGUCUGAAAGGGAGAGAGAUCCUCUACAAAAAGAACACGCCCUUCCAUAAUGGAAAAUGCACAAAGGCAGGAAUUAGGGAGUAUCCAUGGAAUCCCUCUCUAUUCCUAUUUUGUGGAGAAGUGGGCCCAGGUGGACGCAUUCCAGGCCAGGCCAGACGACCUUCUCAUCUCCACCUAUCCCAAAUCAGGCACCACCUGGAUCAGUGAAAUUGUGGACAUGAUCUACAAUGACGGGGACGAGGAGAAAUGCAAACGGGAUGCAAUUUUCAAUCGAGUCCCUUUCAUGGAAAUGAGCUGCCCUGGAUUAAUAAGUGGCACGGAGCAGCUGGCCACGCUGCCAUCGGCUCGAAUAGUGAAGACCCACCUCCCAGUUCAGCUCCUCCCCGUCUCCUUCUGGGAGCAGGACUGCAAGAUGAUCUACGUGGCCCGAAACGCCAAGGAUGUGGCUGUCUCUUAUUAUCAUUUCUACCUGAUGGCAAAGAUGCAUCCAGACCCUGGCACCUGGAACGAGUUCCUGCAGACGUUCAUGGCUGGGGAAGGGAGGGUGGCUUACGGAUCCUGGUACGAUCACGUCAAAGGCUGGUGGGAGAAGAAGAAGGACUAUCGAAUUCUGUUCCUGUUCUACGAGGACAUGAAAGAGGAUCCAAAGCGUGAAACAGAGAAGGUGAUCAAGUUUCUGGGAAAGGAGCUGAAGAAGGAAGUGGUGGAUAAAAUCCUCCACCACACAUCCUUCCAGGAGAUGAAGAAGAAUCCUACUACCAACUAUGAAAUGAUGCCAACCUGGGCUAUGGACCACAGUGUGUCUCCAUUCAUGAGAAAAGGGAUGUCGGGAGACUGGAAGAAUUUCUUCACCGUGGCUCAGAAUGAGAUAUUUGAUGCGCAUUAUGAAGAGCAGAUGAAAGGCUCAACGUUCAGAUGCCAAAUGUAGACAAGAAGAAAGGGCUUCCCUAUGUUUCAUCAGAGACAUGCCAGCUGUCUACAUACUAAGUGAUCUAGAGUGCCUGGCCUUAAAUGAGGCUAUUCAUAUAACAGGCAUCAUGGACACUUGGUGGACUCAGGAUAAUCAAGGGGCUGUGGUAAUAGCAGGGUACAAAACAUGUAGGAAUGGUGGGAGAGUGGCACUUUAUGUGAAAGAAAGCACAGUCAAGUAAAGUAAAAAUCUAUAACGAAUCAAAUCCCCACGGAAUCUCUAUGGAUAGACAUUCCAUGCUCAAAAAAUGAGCCGAGCAGUAGGAAUAUGCUACCGACCACCUGACCAGGAAGGUGAUGGUGACUCUGAAAUGCUCAAGGAGAUUAGAGAGGCUAUGAAGACAGAACACGCAAUAAUUGUAGGGGGUUUCAACUGUCCUCAUACUGACUGGGUACACGUCACCUGAGAAGAGGAGGAUGCAGAGGUAAAAUUUCUCGACACGUUAAAUGACUACUUCUUGGUGCAGCUUGUCCUGGAACCUCAAGGAGAAAGGCAAUUCUUGAUUUUAAUCCUAAGUGGAGCGCAGGAUAUGGUCAAAAGGUGACUACAGCAGAACUAUGAAGUAAUAGCAAUCAUAAUGUAAUUAAAUUUAACAUUCUUGGAGGGCAGAAAAUGCCAAAGAAACCAAUCACAAUUGCAUUUAAGUUCAAAAGAGGAAACGACACAAAACUUAGCAACAGUGACAAGAGUGAAAUGCCUGCAAACUGCAUGAAGACUAUUUACAUGUGCCAUAACUGAGGUUCAAACUAAAUGUACUCCCAAAUUAAAAAAACAAACAGUGAAAGGACCAAAAAAAAAAAUCUACCAUGGUUAAACAUCAGAAUAAAAGAGAUGGUUAGAAGCUAAAGGUCAGCCUCUAAAAAUUGGAAGUGAAGUCCUAGUGAGGAAAAUGGAAAGGAGCAUAAACUCAACCGAGACAAGUAUCAAAGAAUAAUAUGACAGACCAAGAAAGAAUUUGAAGAGCAACUAGCUAAGGAAACAAAAAUUAACAGGAAUUUUUAUUUAAAUACAUCAGGAGCCGAAAGCCUGCCAAACGGUCAGUGGAACUACUGGAUAAUUGUGUUUCCAGAGAAGUAAUCCGAGAUGACAAAGCUGUCUCAGAGAAGCUAAAUUAAUGUUUGAAUUGCUCCACACCACAGAGGAUGUGGGGGAGAUUCCCUGUGCCAUUCUUCUUAGGUGACAAAUCAGAGGAGCUGUUGAUUGAGUUGUCAGUAGAGGAGGUUUUGAAACCAACUAGUAAAUUAAACAGGAGUAAGACACCAGUUUGUAAGCUGAUUGUUGUACUGGUGGGAGACACGAACUUUUGAGCGGACACAGAAGUUAGCCCAAUGAGAGAUAUCACCUUCCCCACCUUGUCUCUCUUUGUGAACUAUUGUGCAUUGCACCCCCAUUCUCGAGACUUCCCUUCUUAUUCUGUGGUACAACGAUCAGCUGAAAAACUGCCCCUUUCAUAGAGAACAAAGCUCUGUCUUUAAUUGCCAGUCACUGAUUUAAUAUUCAGAAUCUCCACUGCACUGGAAAGCUGAAGAACUGAGGACAGUUUAGUUGGGGGCUUUUAAUCAGUUGAUGGGAGGCAGCGAUCCCUUUCUGAGCAGUAGCUCUUAUACCCAGGCAGGCUUUAGCCUUCUGCUUCCAAGCUGAUCUCACAUCCUGUUUAGUGCUGAGAACUCCCGUCUAUGAAAAAAAUCUUUGAUCUCCAGUCAAAAAUCCACUUCUUGGAAAUCCAGGCGAGCCAGCCUCUCGUUCUUGGAAGGCAAAUGCUGCAACCUAGUGCUGGGGAAGAGAAAAGAGCACAGAUGAUCCUAGAAAACAGCUAGUGAAGUAGAAAAGCUGCUGGAAGCCCACAAGUAGGAUUGGGAUCCUAGUCUCCGAGCAAGGAAAAAGCCUAUGGCAAAGCCAACUGAAUACACUGUAAGUUCCCCAGCUUUGCAGCACAAAGGGGUUUUUAACUUUGGAUCAGAGCAUAGUGUUUAUAGCAACAUGGGUUUCUUAUCAGUGAAAUGGGAAGUUCCGAUGAGCUGAGAAAUUGGAAUGAAAGCCAGUCAAUAGCAGCCUUUGGAAGAAGGACUCUGUGGUGAGUUUUAUGAUGCAGUCAGGGAGGCAGAAAUGAGUAUUUUGAAUUAAGAAACUUGUGACCCAGAGAUCUCUGCAUGUCAGCUGGCAGGGAGGACAGAGAAAUGCAUGGGGAUUUUUUUUUUUACAGGGAUUCCUGAGUCGGGUGUGUGGAAUAGUUCACCAAAGCGGGCAUGUGGGCUCUUAACCAAUGGACUAGGAAAAUCACAGCAAAAUGUGUGUACAGCUCUCACUUACGGGGUCAGGUAUCUAUACAGAAAAUAUGUUAGUAAGGUCUUAAAAUGAAGGCAGUUCACAGGGAGGUAACUCAACUCAGACAUGUUCCUUUUAGGCAGGAGAUGAUAGAUGUCUAUUUCCCUGCAUGGUCAUAUGCGUGCUAUGAUUUGUACACCUGACAAUGUUGGAUCUAUUUUCAUACGGAACCUCGGGCAGAAGAAAUUAUCAUGAAAACCACCAAAGAGGAAUUUCACAGGCUGCGAGGAACAGUAGGGGGUGUCUGGUUUGUGCCUAAAGACAAAGGAUGUUUAGGGCAUUACUGGGGAACCAAAGGACAUGCAGAGAACUCCUGGUCAAGGAAGCAAGAUAACAAUGCCUUUGUCUUAUGGAAGGAGGGUCACAGCCAGCCUGGCUGUGAAAUGCUGUGAAGCAAUUAAGUCUAGAAUGUGCGUUAUGAUUGUGUUUUAUUCAUAACAUUUGGUUUCCAAUAUUUCUGCCUGCUCUCACUUGCAUCUCUG